AUGGAGGGCAAGGAUAUUUUUAAAAUACUUCUUGAAAUCUCAAUGGUGAUUGGCCCUGUCUUGGGAUAUUUUGAUCAAAUAGCAAAAUUUAGAGCUCGCAAAUCUAGCCUUGGAUAUUCCUUAGAUACUACAGGUGUUUUAUUAGUUUGCAAGCUUGGUAAAAAAUUUGAUAUAGUAUUAUUGUAUCAAAGUAUUUUAAUGAUUAUUGUUCAACUCAUUCUUUUACAUCAAUGCUUGUUAUAUCAAUAUCCAAUUCCACCAACAUCGAAUCGAAGAUGGUUUUGGAAUUGGUAUCAGUACAGAUCAUAUAUAAUAUUUUUAUUAUCAUUAACCGGAAUUUUAGGGAUUUUUUAUUUUUUAUUUGAUAAAGAUGGUGUAUUCAUAGAAAUAUUGGGAUAUUUGUCACUUGGCAUUGAAAGCACAGUUCCAAUGCCUCAAGCAUUAGUAAAUUUUAAAUACAAAUCUGUCUCGGGAUUCAGUCGCUGGAUUCUUGUAACCUGGUUUAUUGGAGAUUCAUUUAAAACAUUCUAUUAUAUUUUUACAACAGCACCUAUUCAAUUCAUUAUUUGCGGCAUUAUACAAUUAUCAGUUGAUGGCGUAAUAGUGUUACAAUUCGUAAUUUAUGGAAAUAAUAGAAUUAAUGAAUUAAUAUUUGGUCAAAAUAAUAACAAUUACGGCUAUUCAAGAUUAGCAGACGAUCGUCGCACUCUAAGUUAUAAUUCAUUAGAUGAAAUAAUUUAA
This is a messenger RNA of Entrophospora sp. SA101, 741 nucleotides long. Lineage: Eukaryota; Fungi; Glomeromycota; Glomeromycetes; Entrophosporales; Entrophosporaceae. The record is from the annotation of a GenBank genome assembly.